AUGGAUAAGAAUUUAACAUGUCAACAUGGUGGACAAUGUAUUCUUGUUGAUGAAUAUAUGAUAUCGAAUCAAAAAUAUGUAUGUAUUUGUUCAAAAGGUUAUAUUGGUAAUCGAUGUGAAAUAGCUGAGAACAAAAUAAUUCUAUCAUUUGAAAAUAGUAUUAUUUUAACUCAAUCGAUAUUUAUUUAUUUCAUAGAAGUUAUUAAUGACGUUGUUAUUCAGAAAACUUAUAAACAAUCAAUAACAAUUACUAAAAUGAUAAAUCCAUCAGAUCGUUGUCAACAUAUAAAUGAAUUAUUUAAUGAAACUUUUGUUCAAAUGCAUGUUAUUCAUCGUAUUAAAUAUUAUCAUUUACCAUGUCAAAACUAUUCAUUAAAUCUUUCUUGUUUUUAUGAUGAUUUUCAACGUCAAAGUGUUUGUGAAAAUGAUGGACAAUGUUUUCAAGACACUCCAGAUUGUCCACAAAGAUCUAUGUGUAUUUGUUCAGCAUGUUUUUAUGGAACACGAUGUCAAUUUAGUUCAAAUGGAUUUGGUUUAUCAAAAAUUGUAAAAAUUAGUUUAACAUUAACUAUAAUCUUUAUGAUUGUAGGAUUGAUCAAUAGAAUUUUAGCUUUGAUUACAUUUAAGAAUAAAAUUAUAUGUGAAGUUGGUUGUGGUUUAUAUUUAUUAGGUUCAUCAAUUACUAUUUUACUUACAACGAUUAUAUUUGGAUUGAAAUUUUAG
This is a messenger RNA of Rotaria sp. Silwood1, 723 nucleotides long. Lineage: Eukaryota; Metazoa; Rotifera; Eurotatoria; Philodinida; Philodinidae. The record is from the annotation of a GenBank genome assembly.